Molecule: messenger RNA, 430 nt
Organism: Megalopta genalis
Lineage: Eukaryota; Metazoa; Arthropoda; Insecta; Hymenoptera; Halictidae
Source: RefSeq, a predicted model, not a curated record
UCAGUUUGUUAGAUUCAUUCGACUUCGACAUAGGGCAACGAAUGCCUGAAAGCAUGUGGAGAACAUUCCUCGUUCUCGGUUUCUUCUCUGUCGCAGCUUGUGCGAAGGACUGCGUGCCUUAUAUCGUCGACAACGGUGUACUCGCGUGCGUUUGCAAUUCCACAUAUUGCGACGACACCCCGGAUGCUGAGCCAAAGAUCCCGGAGAAAGGGAGCUUUUACUGGUACGUCUCGAACAAGGGAGGCGACAGAUUGCGGAUGUCGAGCGGAAAGUUUAGCCCGGAUGAGAACCAUUCACCGACCGAGGAACAUUUGGUUUUAAACAGGUCGAAAACGUAUCAAACGAUUCUCGGAUUCGGAGGCGCCUUCACCGACUCCGUUGGCAUAAACAUAAAGAAACUUAGCCCCGCUACUCAGGAUCAACUGAUACG